Messenger RNA from Andrographis paniculata, 2526 nucleotides. Its product is annotated as probable leucine-rich repeat receptor-like protein kinase IMK3. Lineage: Eukaryota; Viridiplantae; Streptophyta; Magnoliopsida; Lamiales; Acanthaceae. The transcript has 2 exons. Gene Ontology annotation, biological process: protein phosphorylation. The record is from RefSeq and is a predicted model, not a curated record. Bases 27 to 2375 code for a protein of 782 amino acids. Gene Ontology annotation, molecular function: protein kinase activity; protein binding; ATP binding.
UCCAAUUAAUUCUUUCCUCACCAGCCAUGGCCGCCAUUCUCGAAAAAAUCGAAGCUUCUUACAACCCCAAAAUCCAAAUUUCAGACAAUCGAAGAAGAAGACACGAAGAAGACGACAAUGGCAGCGCCGGCGGCUCCGGUCCACUAGAACUUCAUUUAUGGCCGCUAUUUCUACUAAUUUUCCAGUCAUUGUUUGGCGCGGCAAAUUCCGUGCCGUGGGACGGAAUAAUUGUAACAGAAUCAGACUACAAUUCCCUCCAGGCGCUGAAGCACGACUUCGUGGAUCCAAACGGGGUCUUAUCCAGCUGGUCCGGCGGCGCCGCCGGCGCCUGCUCCGGCGAUUGGGCCGGCAUUAAAUGCGCUCAGGGACAGGUCAUCGUCAUCCAGCUACCCUGGAAAAGCCUAUCAGGCAGCCUGUCGGAAAAAAUCGGGCAAUUCCAGGCCCUGAGGAAGCUCAGCCUCCACGACAACUCCAUCGGCGGCGCCGUCCCGGCGGCGCUAGGUUUCCUCCGCAACCUCAGAGGCCUCCAGCUUUUCAACAACAGAUUUUCCGGCGCGAUCCCGCCGGAGCUCGGCUCGUGCCCUCUUCUUCAGACACUCGAAUUGGCUAACAAUUCCCUGUCCGGAUCGAUCCCCGAAAGCCUCGCGAAUUCGACGAAACUAAUCAGGGUCAGUCUUGGCCACAAUUCCCUGUCGGGACCAAUCCCUGUCAGGCUUACAACUUCGUCUUCUCUUAUGUUUCUUUCCUUGGAAAUGAACAACUUUUCCGGCCCGAUUCCGGACACCUGGGGCGGCGGCAAAUCCAGGCUCCGAUCCCUGAUUCUUGACCGGAAUUUGUUCACCGGCGGAAUUCCGGCGACAAUCGGAACCCUGUCGGAGCUUCAGACACUCGACCUGUCGGGGAAUUGGCUCAACGGCAGCUUGCCGGAAAGCCUGUUUGGUAAUAACCUGAAGAACCUGUCAGUUCUUAACCUAAGAGACAACCAAUUCGAUGGGAAGAUUCCAGAAACAAUUGGGGAACUAAAUUCACUCAAAAACAUCGAUCUUUCCCACAAUAGAUUCAAUGGUGAGAUUCCAGGCCUUCUUACAAAGAUUCCGAAUCUCCAAUCCUUCGAUGUUUCUUACAACAACUUAUCAGGCCCUGUCCCUAUAAGCCUGUCCCAAAAAUUCAACCAAACCUCAUUCACAGGCAAUGUUAACCUCUGUGGCUACACUGCUUCAUCCCCCUGCCACCCCUCCCCACCCCACCCCACCCCGCCCCCCUCCCGCCGUCGACAAAAACUCGAUACCAAAGACAUCAUCCUCAUCCUGGCAGGGAUUCUUGUCAUAAUUCUCCUUAUCACCUGCUGCAUUCUUAUCUGCUGCUUACUCAAGAAACGACAGGCGACAAAUCGGGACAAGCCGCGCGCCGUAUCGAGCGGAAAGGUCAUCGAGAUCGAGGUCGAACCGAGCGGCGGAAAGCUCGUCCAUUUCGACGGGCAGAUGGACUUCAGCGCCGACGAUCUUCUCUGCGCCACGGCCGAGAUUUUGGGCAAAAGUACUUAUGGAACGGUGUAUAGAGCUACCAUGGAGAAUGGAGUUCAAGUUGCUGUCAAAAGAUUGCGCGAAAAAAUUACGAAAGGGCAGCGCGAUUUCGAGGCGCAAGCCGAGGUUUUGGCCAAGAUUAGGCACCCGAACCUUCUCGCCCUUCGGGCUUACUACUUAGGCCCUAAAGGCGAAAAAUUGCUCGUCUUCGACUACAUGCCGAAUGGGAGCCUCGCCACAUUCCUCCAUGGCCGAGGACAAAACGCGUCGAAGAAUUGGCCGACGAGGUUGAAGAUCGUGCGGGACAUAACAAAAGGCCUAAUGUACCUCCACAAGAAUGCCAACACAAUCCACGCGAACUUAACGUCGAGCAACGUCCUUCUCGACGAGCAAACGGAUGCCAAGAUCAGCGAUUUUGGGCUGGCGCGGCUGAUGUCGGAGGUGGCGAAUGCAAACGUGUCGGCAACGGCGGGGCUGUUGGGGUACCGCGCGCCGGAGGUUUCCAAGUCGAGGAGGGCCACGGCGAAGAGCGACGUGUACAGCCUCGGCGUGAUCAUGCUGGAGCUUCUGACGGGGAAGUCGCCGGCGGAGGAGGCUAUGGAUGGCCAGGAUUUGCCGCAGUGGGUGGCGGCGGUGGUGAAGGAGGAGUGGACUAAUGAGGUGUUCGAUUUCGAGCUGAUGAGGGAUGCAUCGGCGAUUGGCGACGAGCUGCUGAAUGCUUUGAAGCUGGCCUUGCAUUGUGUUGAUCCGGUGCCGGCGGCACGGCCGGAGCUGGGGCAGAUCCUCCGCCAGCUGGAGGAGAUUGCGGCGGCGGGUGGCAGCGGGGGGGUGGAAACGUCGCCGGUGGAUUGAAAGGUGACUGAUCCAAUAUUAUUCUUUUAUUCUUGAAUUUGUAGGAUGUGAAUCCUUCUUGAUUCCUCCUAUAUAUAUAUAUAUAUGUAGUGUAACAUUCAACAUUUGAUUGAACAAAUACUGUUUUUUUUUUUUUUUUUUUUCAAUAUAU